Molecule: messenger RNA, 1553 nt
Organism: Mycotypha africana
Lineage: Eukaryota; Fungi; Mucoromycota; Mucoromycetes; Mucorales; Mycotyphaceae
Exons: 6
Coding region: 219-1424 (401 amino acids)
Biological process (GO): intracellular sterol transport
Cellular component (GO): endoplasmic reticulum membrane; plasma membrane; endoplasmic reticulum-plasma membrane contact site
Molecular function (GO): sterol transfer activity; sterol binding
Source: RefSeq, a predicted model, not a curated record
UUUUCAUAUCUGUCUUUUUUUCCUCGGGAUUUCAUCUUCACAAGUGUAUAUAGUAUUUUAAUUAAUGCAAAAGUAGUGAAAAACAAUGACAAGUUCAUAUAGAAUAGCGAAAAAUGUGGGUUAAAACGUAGGACUACUGCUUUACCAGGAUCAACUUUCAAUACUUAUCGGACAAAUUUUAGACUUUCGUUCUGCCCACUUCUGCAGAUAAUGCGCUCAUGCCUUUCUGGGGCAUCGAGCAGCAAAAUCAAUAUUUUACGCUUCAAAAAUCACAAGAACCUGGAAAUAUUAUUUUCAAGAACGUUUUUAGUACAAUUAAGAACUUAUUGGAUGCAAAACAGCCGCCUUACAGGAUAUUAUUCCAUAAGGAUUUGGAGAGUGUUUGCUUACAAAUUGCGAUUUCAGAGUCCAGAGAAGCGAUAGAAAGUGCUUGGGAUUGGAUUAAAAUCAAUAUGUUGCCAGAAUUGGAGAACAUCAGUAGCUCAUUUGCAAAAGAAGAAUAUGUCGUGAAAAAAGUUAAUGCGAUUGUGUCAGAGACGGCCACCAAUAGUGAUGCCGAUGAGCUAAUACAGGAUAAUAAUAUUCGAAACGCUUCAAGAACAUUCAAAAAGACAUUUGAUGUUCCUGCAACUGAACGUCUUGUCAACUAUUAUUCUUGCUCAUGCAACAGUCGGCAGGGCUGGAUGUAUAUAUCAGAGAAUUUCGUGGGAUUUUAUUCUUACUUAUUGGGAUUUGAAUUAAAGAUUCUGAUCGAACUGAAAGAAGUAAAAGAUAUCAUCAAAGAACCUAUCAGAAAACUGUUUAGGCAUAGUCUUCGUAUUAUAACCAAGGAUAGUAAAGAAUAUCUGUUCACAAAUAUGUUCAAACGUGAUGAAGUAUAUGAUUUGCUAAUUCAGUUGGCAAGCGAUUCUAUACAGCGUUUAUUGAAGAGCACUACUUCCAAAGCUCUCAAAGAUAGUACAACGAAUGCAAUUAAUCAUUCUCCUAUCAGUAGAGAGAGUAAACCAGAAGAUGGCGAUACCCUCAUAUCUCCCUCUUCACGAACAAAUAAUCCUUUAAAAACGAUAUUACAACAUAGGAAACAAAACGAACGGUUUCGACAGUUGUUCAGGUUACCUGAGGAAGAGCAAUUGAUUGAUUCUAUAAAUGUCACUUACUAUUUCCAAUCAACAACUGCAAAGGCCACUGUAGAAAAGAUCAAACAUCUCGGCAUACUUUAUUUAUCACAGAAUUUUUUAUGUUUUGGAUCUUCCAAUGAUACAGCAGUAUUAGCGUCCGAUAUGGAUCAAUCUCCUUGCUCGGUCAUUUUGCCACUCUAUACUAUCACUCGCUUGGAGAGGAUCAAUAACGAUACAUACAGAUCGGAGCUCAUUUUGACAAUAUGGCAUAAAAUGACACACAACUUCAAAGUGGAUAUAAGAUAACUAGUGAAAGAUUUUGCGACAGCUUGAAAAAUGGGCUUCAAGUAAACGUUGAACGAAUGAAACGUCAUCUUCGUCGAUUCUUGACAACCUGUCAAUCUGAAAAUUUACUACAGACGGUUGAUGGACCCA